AUGGUGCCACCGAGGCCGUUUCCGUUUCCUAUGCAAAUAGGUACGGACAUAUGUCAAAUUUCCCGCAUCUACCGGAUCCUGGCCAGCGACAAGGGGGCGAGGUUUCUCAAGCGCGUCUUGACCCAUAAUGAGCGCCUCUCGGUCCCUGCCGAUCUGCUGUCGGCUGAUGCAUCAAAGACCGCGUCCAAGAUCACCAAAAACGAUGGUUUCCAGUCAUUGAAGGAGCGCAAUCCGUUGUUGUGGAAGAAGGCGAGCUUUGUAGCUGGCAGAUUCGCAGCCAAGGAAGCGACCUUCAAAGCCCACCCCUCUAGAAACCUCUCCUGGCACGACAUCACCAUCAUUCGAAGAAGGUUCGAGCAGCUGAGGAAUAUUGAGGAGCUGAAGCAGGUCAGGAAGCAAAAGGAGGAAGAGAAGGAGCAAGAGAAGGAGCAAGAGAAGGAGGAGAAGGAGGAGAAGGAGGAGAAGGAGGAGAAGGAGGAGAAGGGGGAGAAGCUGGAAGAAGAAGUGGAGGGCAAAGAGAACGAUAGUUCCCCCGAAGACCCCAAUGGCAGCGGCCCGCCCGUCGCCAUCGUGCGCGGGAUACGUGAAGGCGAGCCCGGGCAGGAGGUGCUCGUCUCCAUCAGCCACGACGGGGACUACGCCACGGCCGUGUGUCUGGGCUUCGACGUGCGCCGCCCCGGCCGCCGUCCGCGGGCUGAGGAGGAGACGAAGGAGAGGAAGAUGAGGUCGGAGGAGAGCUAUGAUCAGUUUAAAAAGAGGAAGAUGCAGGGUAUCGAGAGUAGCUGGAAGAAGAAGGUGCAGAACAAGGAGCAGAACAAGGAGCAGAAGAAGGAGCAGAAGAAGGAGCAAAAGAAGGAGCAAAAGAAGGAGAAGGAGGCGGGGGAGGCAAAAGCCAAGGCUGACGAUGGGAAGGAUGGUAUUGCAAACGAAAUCAAGGACGGAGCGAAUUGA
This is a messenger RNA of Colletotrichum orchidophilum, 951 nucleotides long. RefSeq lists its product as uncharacterized. The transcript has 2 exons. NCBI's taxonomy places the organism in Eukaryota, Fungi, Ascomycota, Sordariomycetes, Glomerellales, Glomerellaceae. The coding region runs from base 1 to 951 and encodes 316 amino acids. The record is from RefSeq and is a predicted model, not a curated record. Gene Ontology annotation, molecular function: magnesium ion binding; holo-[acyl-carrier-protein] synthase activity.